Ogataea philodendri is the source of this 2661-nucleotide messenger RNA. RefSeq lists its product as uncharacterized. Gene Ontology annotation, molecular function: pyridoxal phosphate binding; transferase activity, transferring alkyl or aryl (other than methyl) groups. NCBI's taxonomy places the organism in Eukaryota, Fungi, Ascomycota, Pichiomycetes, Pichiales, Pichiaceae. Gene Ontology annotation, biological process: transsulfuration. The coding region runs from base 1 to 2661 and encodes 886 amino acids. The transcript has 4 exons. The record is from RefSeq and is a predicted model, not a curated record.
AUGGCUGCGCAUUUAGCGGCCACCGAGCCUGAGGCACCCGUGUGUGUUCAUUCUGGCCAGGAGGAGCCAGAAUCAGCUGCUCGUGCCAGAGCAGUCCCAAUUUACUCUACUUCGUCGUAUGUUUUCCGUGACUCAAAGCACGGAGCAGAUCUUUUUGGGCUCAGAGAGCCAGGGUACAUUUACUCCAGAUUGAUGAACCCUACCACAGACGUGUUUGAGAAGAGAAUCGCAGCUUUGGAAAACGGUUCUGCUGCCGUUGCCACAGCUUCUGGCCAGGCUGCCCAGUUCUUGGCUAUUGGAGCUUUGGCUCAUGCUGGAGACAAUAUUGUCUCCACCUCCUUCCUCUACGGAGGAACCUACAACCAAUUCAAGGUCACUUUCAAGAGACUGGGAAUUGAGGCCAGAUUCGCCGAGGGUGACUCUGUUGAAGGUUUCAGACACUUGGUGGACGACAAAACCAAGGCCAUCUACUUGGAGUCCAUUGGUAACCCAAAGUACAAUGUGCCCGACUUUAGAGAGAUCAUCGACUUUGCACACUCCAAGGGUAUUCCUGUGGUGGUUGACAACACUUUCGGAGCGGGAGGUUACUUCUGUAAGCCGCUCGAUCUCGGAGCCGACGUUGUUGUCCACUCUGCUACCAAAUGGAUUGGUGGCCACGGAAACACAAUUGGAGGAGUCGUCGUUUACAAAGACGUGACCAAAGAUAACGGUUUCAACUUCAAAGACUGGCCAGAGAAGUAUCCGCAGUUCUCCAAGCCUGCCGAGGGAUACCACGGAAUCAUUCUGAACGACGUCCUCGGCGACCUUGCCUACAUCCUGCACGUGAGAAUUGAGCUGCUUAGAGACUUUGGUCCAACUCUGAAUCCAUUUGGCUCGUUCCUGCUUUUGCAAGGACUCGAGACUUUGGCACUCAGAGGAGAAAGACACGCAUCCAACACCUUGAAGCUGGCCAAGUACCUUGAGAAGUCUCCACACGUUUCGUGGGUCUCUUAUCCGGGAUUGGAGUCUCACGAAUACCACGAGAACGCAAAGAAAUAUCUCAUCAACGGAUUCGGAGCUGUGCUCUCCUUUGGUGUGAAGCCAGUCGACAACCCUUCGAACGACCAAUUCAAGGAGAGCGGUCCUCGGUUUGUCGACAACCUCAAACUGUUCUCUAACUUGGCCAAUGUUGGAGACUCCAAGUCUUUGAUCAUCAACCCAUGGACCACUACUCACGAACAGCUUUCUGAUGAGGAGAAGAAGGCCUCGGGAGUCACUCCGGAUCUUCUCAGAGUCAGUGUUGACGAUAAUUUAAAUUUCUUAGAUUUAAUGUGUUUGGUGAAGGAGGAUAUAAUUCUUCCGCGCCGUGACGUUCGUUUGCAAACUCCCGCGAAGAUCAACGAGCUUCGAGAUGCUAUUAGCUCUACGCAUCUGAUGAAUUCGGCCAACAACUUGCACGAGUUAAUUGAUGCUUUAUUUACCAUUGUCAACGAUACUCAUUCAGAGAAGAGCGCCAAAACGGUCAAAGAACUGCUCCAAUUGGCCAAGGGACUACAGAUCUACGAGGGAGUUCCUUGGAAACAGUAUAAAGGGCCCAAAUCAGUUACUUGGACCGCCUAUGACGAGAUUAUCGUCGCAUCGAUAAGUCUCUCGCAGGUGUACCAUAUACUUACAUUGGAGGCCCUUGAAGAGAGCUACAACAAGGAAACUAUCACCGAUGAUGCCUGGAAACGGUCUUCGAAUUUGCUCAAGAGCGCGUUCGGAUUGGCCAAUGAGUUGCGCGACGAGGUCUCCGAAAUGCAUUCUUCGAGUUUUGACAAUAUUUACCACUUGAACCUGGUGCUGGUGCAAUUGCUCGUGGUUUUUAAAAACAUCUACACAACAGACAAGGAGAUCGAGGCACGGUUCGGCGAUUUCGAUAAGCUUCCGGAUAAACUGAACCUGUAUGUUCGGAUUCUGAUCUUCAUCUAUAACGAAUGCGCAAUCUUGAGCAAAACGUCGCCUCAGAUCAAGACAUGGAUACAGUUCAUCGAGGUUCUGUUCUGCUACUAUACCAGUUUGACGUACUACAACAAGAAUGAGCUUGGAAUCUCUUUGGGACUUGUCAAGUACGCACUUGCAAACAGCAUCGAACAGUCUGUGAUACGAUCCAAGCUGCAUAUCAAGGUGACUAGUUCCAACCUCAAGGAGAGAAAACUAUGGAAAAAGGACCUCAAUUUAUUGAAACAGUAUUCCCAGCCAACAUUCCCGCCCGCUUUCCACAAAAACUUGGUCAUGGUAGUGGGCUUCUUGCGGGUUCUCCAUGCAAAGUUUGACAAACUGAACAACAGCAUCAACUUCCAGACACUGGAAACGCCAGACUCAAUCGCGCAAAACUAUCUCUUCACAUCCAACAAUAUCCCAUCUGGACUACAGGUGCCUCUGGCUGACACUCGACCUUUUGUUCCGUCAUGUAUCGAAGCUAUGCUGUUGUCCUCAAAACAGACACGGAUCCCAUCCAGGGCUAAGCCGUGCGUGACUUGGAAUCCCUUGAUGUUCUUGUCGGGGAAGCUGACCAUGACGUCGCGGCCAUUAGACCCACCAUAUGGCUCGCUCUUGGUCAACGCCAACGAGCCACCUUGGACCAUCACCGGAGUGCUCAGUUCAGCCAGCAACUUGCGGAUGUCGCUGAUAUCCUUUUGA